Magallana angulata is the source of this 1160-nucleotide messenger RNA. RefSeq lists its product as uncharacterized. The transcript is spliced from 7 exons. Bases 52 to 1053 code for a protein of 333 amino acids. NCBI's taxonomy places the organism in Eukaryota, Metazoa, Mollusca, Bivalvia, Ostreida, Ostreidae. The record is from RefSeq and is a predicted model, not a curated record.
GGAACAAAAAGUACUUUACAUGUGGUUGAAUAGCAGGUUUGUCAUAUCACAAUGUUCCUGGACAAGAUCCAUUUAGCAUUAUAUCUCAUCUUCGUGAACUCUGUGCUGGUAAUAUACUGUCAGUCGACAACCCUUUCAAGUGAAAUGUGUCUGAAAAAAGCCCUGACUAUACACAGAUCUUUAAAAGCCAAAAACUGUCCUCUUCGACAUUUAGAAGCCAAAACAGAACGAGAGCGAUGUUCUGUUUCAUGCAACGGAACCUAUACUAUAAAAGAACCGGACCCGCAUAGAAAAUGUGUUGGAUUUAAUAUCAAAUACAAACUUGAAGAAACAUUGAUAACAUACAUAAAAGUUUUUCCUUGUGAAAUACUAAAUUGUUCACUAGAAGUUGUAGAUUUUGAUUGUACGUUCAACAGGAGUCAUACUGAAUUUACAGAAGGAGAAAAAAGAUCAUGCAUUGAUCCAGGUACCAGUGUGGUGAUAAUUCUAAGUUGUUUAGUUGGUGGAAGCUUAAUUGGAAUCAGCGUCUUUGUUCUCGUUAAGCGUUUAAGGACAUAUAAACGCAGCUUGAUUGGUAGAUUACAACCUCCUCCAGUUUUUUAUCAGCCGAAUUACGGGGAUAGUGGUGACUUACAAGGGGAGAGAACUGUAACGAUUGGAAGUCCAUUGGAGACAGAGUAUGCGGACAUUGAGGAGACAAUCAGGAUGGUAGCGAAGGCCAUACAAGUUCCCUCCUACAAAGAAGAUAGCUCAUCAGAAACAAGAUCUAGGGAAAAUAUUUAUCAUCAUUUAAGUUUAACUGAAGAUUCAACAAAAACGGAGAACAGUGCCAUACCCUCAAACGAUUGUAUACCAGAUAACUUUGCGGACGAUGUGAUUUUAAGUAAUAAAGGAAGUCCGUCAUUUAAAUCCGUUGUGAUUUGUGCAGAUAGUUCCUCUUCAAAAUCUAAUGGCAAUUCCAAAGUGUCACCGACAGGAAGUUUGGGAAGUGACAAAUAUUACGCCCUGGAAAAGGAAUAUGUAAUUUUCAAUUCUAGUAACGGCAACAAAUGAAGUAUAAUCUUAAUUCAUUGGUCCUAAGAGGUUCAAUGUAAUUGCUUUUGAAAAGGAUAUUUGUCAAAACAUAUGGCAUUGGAGCAUUCAUUAAAAAUAAAAAUUAA